UCAGAUGGGCUACGUCAGGGAGUACAUCCUCUGGGCAGCUGCCAAGUCCCAGCUGCUGGCUCACCAGUUCAUUUGGAACAUGAAGACCAACAUCUACCUGGAUGAAGAGGGACACCAGAAAGACCCUGACAUCGGGGAACUGUUGGAGCAGCUCGUGGAGGAAAUAACCGGCUCGUUGUCUGGUCCAGCCAAGGAGUUUUACCAACGGGAGUUUGACUUCUUCAACAAAAUCACCAACGUUUCUGCCAUCAUCAAGCCGUAUCCUAAAGGUGAAGAGCGGAAGAAGGCUUGUCUGAACGCUUUAUCUGAAGUGAAAGUGCAACCAGGUUGCUAUUUACCAAGCAAUCCAGAAGCCAUUGUUCUGGAUAUUGACUACAAGUCGGGAACGCCUAUGCAAAGUGCUGCCAAAGCCCCUUAUUUGGCCAAGUUCAAGGUGAAAAGAUGUGGAGUGAGUGAACUUGAAAAAGAAGGUUAG
This is a messenger RNA of Pseudonaja textilis, 475 nucleotides long. The record is from RefSeq and is a predicted model, not a curated record. NCBI's taxonomy places the organism in Eukaryota, Metazoa, Chordata, Lepidosauria, Squamata, Elapidae.